Messenger RNA from Eupeodes corollae, 1187 nucleotides. RefSeq lists its product as uncharacterized. Gene Ontology annotation, molecular function: protein binding. Bases 1 to 1080 code for a protein of 359 amino acids. The transcript has 7 exons. NCBI's taxonomy places the organism in Eukaryota, Metazoa, Arthropoda, Insecta, Diptera, Syrphidae. The record is from RefSeq and is a predicted model, not a curated record.
AUGGCAUAUCGCAGUAAUAUCGUUUGUGAAUGGUUACGUGCCCUCGGAUUGGGUCAAUAUGGUGAAAGUUUUAUGGAAAAUGGUUAUGAUGAAUUGGAGAUAUGCAAGCAAAUUGGUGAAAUCGAUUUGGAUGCAAUUGGUGUUGAGAAUGGACAACAUCGAAGUAAACUAUUAAAGAGUGUUCGAAAUUUGAGAGAGAAAGGUGCAGCAAUUGUUUAUGUUAUGAUAAAUGAUCCGAAGGCUUUAAGUAAUAGCAAUGAGAUAUUAGCGUCAGAAUGUGAUACACCAACUACACCGAAGGAACUUGAAUCUGUGAUGAAAAGGCAUUUAGAAGCCGAUGGGAUACGAUUGACAGCGCAUCCAUAUUCUACACCGGAAGGUAAACGAGGAUAUCUCGAAGGAUUAGCGUCUCAUUAUACAAAACACAUAUCACUGCCAUACGAAGACAUUUUGGAUGCGAUCGAAAAAGUCCGCUUAUCCAAGUGGAAAGAACGACACGUCCGAAUAGCAGCUGGCCUCACAACAACCCGCCCACAUCGUGGAGGCAUUGGUAAUCAAGCAAACCUGCCCAACAGUCACAGUCAACCACUUUAUGUUCCCGGAAAAUAUUUGCCUUCCAGUUGUCUCUCGAAUCGUGAAGAGAACGAAAUCUACAGCUUUGCCCAGAGCGAUCUAGCCGCCCGAAUGGCUCGCAGUGCAAUUGACUCGAAAUCCGCUGCCAAUUUGAAUGGCAUGCAACAUAGUUACUCAACCAACAGGACGAACUUUUUCUACGACUUCUCAGCAACAGAGGGACGCAACAAGGCCAAAAGACGGACAGUUUUUGCUCGUUUCCUCAAUGGGCUACGACAGAGCGGCGAUGAGCUCAAUCAGACGGAAGGAAUGCAAUUAAAAUCAACGGAAAAAAUGAAAUGUGGGACAAUCAAACGGGAACCGCAUCAGAAUUUCGAAGAGACAAUACACCGUCUAAAAACGCAGAAAGCUGCACGUAAGAAAGGCGAAAAGGGCGGCAAUACUGGUGGUGGCGAAGUGACAAUUGUCACAGAAAUGCCUCUAAAUAACUACACAAAACAUCCAUAAAGGUAUUAAAGACGACGCACAGCUAUCCUGCGUGUCAUCGGAUCUUCUAUUCAAUAAAUACGAUCAUUUACAUAUAAAAUGACAAUAUUGAAUUUAAAAUCAAAUUU